AUGAAGAAAUGUUUGGAAGGCAAGGCUAGAUAUGAGAAACUAGAGUUAAAAAACUAUAAUAUUGCUAAUUAUGUUACAGGAUGUGAAGUAGGGAAAUACGGAUCUGGAAACUGUGACCAAACCUGUCCCUCCAGUUGUCGGGGCGGCCUGUGUAACCCCAGUUCUGGACAUUGUUUAGACUGCCAAGACGGUUACUACGGAAACAGAUGUGAAUCAGAAUGUUCAAAUACCUGUGGAAGUAAUGUAUGUGAUAAGGCUAGUGGAUAUUGUACAGACUGUCAAGACGGUUUUUACGGGUUGAGAUGCAGCAUUCAAUGUCCUGCUAACUGUAGCAGUAAUGUAUGUGGGAAGGAUCAUGGAUACUGUACAGACUGUAAGGACGGUUAUUACGGAAACCAAUGCCUAUCUCCAUGUCCUGGAUCUUGUGGUGGAAGUAAAGUUUGUAAUAAGGAUACUGGGAAUUGUAUAGACUGCCAAGACGGUUAUUUUGGAGAUAGAUGUCAAUAUCAAUGUCCUGUGUCUUGUGUAAAUAAAGUAUGUGAUAAAGAUACUGGAAAUUGUAUAGUGUGUCCAGAAGAUUGUAAUGUUGGUAAAUACGGUCCGACUUGUGCCAACUGUUCGGUUAAAUGCUCUGCGGCAAAAUGUGAUUUCGAUGGCCAAUGCACUGACGGAUGUGUUGACGGUAGAUAUGGAGACAGAUGUGAACUGCCUUGUUUGGGAAACUGCACAAGUUGUACCCGGGAUGGAGAACAGUGUUUAGGUUGCAUUGAUGGAAUGUUUGGUAGUUUCUGUUCACGGGAAUGUGGUCAGUGUGUUGGCCAGCGCUGUAAUAUAGACACAGGUCACUGUGAAACACCAUGUCAAAUGGGUUGGACUGGUCAACGGUGUGAAGUCAAAGGGACGGCUCAACACAGUGUGGACUGUUUUGCUACUCCUCAAUAG
Messenger RNA from Pecten maximus, 942 nucleotides. Its product is annotated as scavenger receptor class F member 1-like. The transcript is spliced from 11 exons. The record is from RefSeq and is a predicted model, not a curated record. NCBI's taxonomy places the organism in Eukaryota, Metazoa, Mollusca, Bivalvia, Pectinida, Pectinidae. Gene Ontology annotation, molecular function: scavenger receptor activity. Bases 1 to 942 code for a protein of 313 amino acids.